Molecule: messenger RNA, 669 nt
Organism: Pieris macdunnoughi
Lineage: Eukaryota; Metazoa; Arthropoda; Insecta; Lepidoptera; Pieridae
Source: the annotation of a GenBank genome assembly
AUGUCGAUAACUAAUCCUAAACAUUUUUGGUCUUACAUUAAAAGUAAAAAACUCAACCACGCCUUUCCGAAAACUAUGAAUUACUGCAGCGAAAAAGCCAGCAAUGGUGAAGAUAUUGCUAAUCUUUUUGUUCAAUACUUUAAGUCUACGUAUAGCAAUGAUAAUUUCAACAAUCCAUAUACUACCGUUCCUACCCCAUCACAACACGCUCAAAUCAGUGCCGCCAAUAUCUCUACAGUCGAAAUACUACCUAAAAAUAUCAGUACUGCUGAAAAAACUAGAUCUUUCAAAAUCGGGUGGUCCCGAUUUUAUUUCACCAAUAUUCUUAAAGAAGGUGCUGAUAAUUUGUCACAACCACUAUCUUACUUAUUUAAUUUCUCCAUAUGCAAAGGUCUAGUGCCUAACAUGUGGAAAGCAGCUUUCAUUACUCCCGUUCAUAAAAAAGGCAAUAAAUGUGAUAUUGAAAAUUACCGACCAAUUUCUAAACGUCUCAUUGCCAAGAUCUUUGAAAAAAUUGUAUAUCAACAGGUGUAUACAACUGUAAAGCCUCAGCUCACCAGUGAACAACACGGGUUUUUAAGAAAUCUAUCUAAGGCCUCAAACCUUAUUAUUGCCAAUGAAUACAUAUCGAGUGGAAUGGAUCGUCGAGCGCAGGUCGACGUCGUCUAA